This is a messenger RNA of Paralichthys olivaceus (Japanese flounder), 510 nucleotides long. NCBI's taxonomy places the organism in Eukaryota, Metazoa, Chordata, Actinopteri, Pleuronectiformes, Paralichthyidae. The record is from RefSeq and is a predicted model, not a curated record.
GGGCAGUAAUGCGUGUUCAAGCCGUUUGCCGCCUGCCCUCCACGAAUGCAAGAAAGAGACGAGCCCCCAUCGUUACAACGCAUGCCCGGACUCAAGGAACCUAACCGUACCCUGCCGGUGGACAGACACAACAGGAUGGCCAGUGUGCUGUGCCGUAAAGCCAGGCUGGUCAGUUACCUCCCGGGACUUCACGUGUUGGUGCAUCGUGUGGCAGGAGCCAGAGCCUCCUCUGCUGCUGGUUCCUCAGGCUCUGAUGAACCACACGUAGCCAUCACUCCAUCUGAUAUGGGACUGCGGACAGUAUGGCCUGAUGAGAGCAUGGGGCCUUUUGGGCCCCAGGACCAGCGCUUCCAGCUGCCUGGCAAUGUGGGCUUUGACUGCCACCUAGAAGGACUUACAAAGCAGAAGGAGAUUCUGGCACACAAGAUGGUCCCUGACGUGCUGUCUUCACUGUCCAGUAGUGAGAGGCAUGAGUUCAUACUGGCCCAGGUCAUUGUAGACUUUGUAAGU